AUGAGCUCUUACUUUGUAAACUCGUUCUCAGGGCGCUAUCCAAAUGGCUCCGACUAUCAGUUACUAAAUUAUGGGACUAACGGCGCUGUGAGCGGCUCCUUCAGAGACCCUGGCACCAUGCACUCCGGGUCUUUCGGCUACAACUACAAUGGCAUGGACCUAACCGUGAACCGCACCAACGCGGGCAACCACUUCGGAGCCGUGCGAGAUGACGCCCGUGGAUUCGCUCAGGAUGCCCGCUACAGACAGACGCCCAACUGCUCGCUCUCGUCCCCGGACCCGGUGCAGCCUCAGCCGCCUCCAUCCUGCGCCAACAGGGAACAACUGGAACUAAAAAGCCCCUCUCCACCGUCUGACCGGAGCGCGACCUCGGGCUCCAACAACAAAAACGCGCACUUCACAGAGAUAGACGAGGGCGGCGCGGGGGUCUCAGAGAGUGAAGAGGGCGCACACAGCAGCGGAGGCUCAAGCUCUGCUCCUCGGGCACAGCAGCAGCAGGAGCCCAGUGCCACUUCGUCCGCUCCCACAGAUUGCCAAACGCCGCAAAUAUUCCCUUGGAUGCGGAAACUGCACAUAAGCCACGAUAUGACUGGACCAGAUGGAAAAAGGGCCCGAACCGCGUACACCCGCUACCAGACUCUAGAGCUGGAGAAAGAGUUUCACUUCAAUAGAUACCUAACCAGACGGCGGAGGAUAGAGAUAGCCCACGCCUUGUGUCUUUCCGAAAGACAGAUCAAAAUCUGGUUUCAAAACCGUCGGAUGAAGUGGAAGAAGGACAAUAAACUCAAAAGCAUGAGUCUGGUGACAGGAGGCAGCGCCUUCCACAACUGA
Messenger RNA from Knipowitschia caucasica, 831 nucleotides. Lineage: Eukaryota; Metazoa; Chordata; Actinopteri; Gobiiformes; Gobiidae. The record is from the annotation of a GenBank genome assembly.